GAUCUGGCGCUGCCGGCACGUCCCCGCGGCACCAUGGCAGAGAUGCUGCCCGCAUCGGUGACCAAUGGCACCGCUGAGGGGACUGAUCCCGAAGGGGACGCAAUCCGGAUGCUCAACACCCUGCAGACCAAUGCCAGCUACCUGGAGCAGGUGAAGCGGGAGCGCGGUGACCCCCAGGCCCAACUGGAAGCCAUGCAGGGUUUUUUGGAGAGAAGUGGACUGAAGGUCGAGGACCUAGAUCGACUGAACAUCAUCCACGUCACGGGGACGAAGGGCAAGGGCUCAGCGUGCGCCUUCACCGAGUGCAUCCUCCGCAACUACGGGCUGAAGACAGGCUUUUACAGCUCCCCUCACCUCGUGCAGGUGCGCGAGCGGAUCCGCAUCAAUGGGCAGCCCAUCAGCAAGGACCUCUUCAACAAGUACUUCUGGCUGGUCUACAACCGCUUGGAGGAGACCAAGGACCCAGCACACUCCAGCAUGCCGGCGUAUUUCCGCUUCCUCACCAUCAUGGCCUUUCACGUCUUCCUGCAGGAGAAGGUGGACCUGGCAGUGGUGGAAGUUGGCAUUGGCGGCACCUAUGACUGCACCAACAUCGUCAGGGCACCGGUGGUCUGUGGGGUCUCCUCCCUGGGCAUCGACCACACCAGCAUCCUGGGCGACACCAUGGAGAAGAUCGCCUGGCAGAAGGGGGGCAUUUUUAAGCCCGGUGUGCCGGCGAUCACCGUGGCGCAGCCGGAGCGGCCGCUGGAGGUGCUGAGGGAGCGAGCCCAGGAGCGGAACUGUUCCCUCUACCUGUGCCCGGAGCUGGAUGACUUUGAGGAGGGCUGUGGGGCGCUGGAGCUGGGGCUGGCCGGUGCCCACCAGCGCUCCAACGCCGCCCUGGCCUUACAGCUGGCGCGGACGUGGCUGCAGCGCCGCGGCUGCCAGGGUCUCGGGGAGCUGAAGGAGGUGCCACCAAGCAGCGAGCUGCUGGGGAGGCCAGUGCCACUGGCGCCUGCCUUCCGACUGCCCGAUGCCAUGAUCCAAGGCCUGCGGGACACAGAGUGGCUGGGCCGGACUCAGGUGCUGUCCCACGGCCCUGUGACGUGGUACCUGGACGGAGCUCACACCACCAGCAGCAUCCAGGCCUGCGUCCGCUGGUUCCGCCAGGCCGCCCUCAGCCAGGACAAGCCCCACGAUGGUUCUGAGGUGCGUGUGCUGCUCUUCAAUGCCACAGGCGACCGGGACACGGCAGCGCUGCUCAAGCUGUUGGUGUCCUGUCACUUUGACUAUGCUGUUUUCUGCCCCAACUUCACAGAGGUGUCGUUGGCCAACAACGCAGACCAGCAAAACUUCAAUGUGACACUGGAGAACGCCCUGACCCGCUGCCUGGAGAACCAGCAGACGUGGACAAGGCUCCUGGAGGAGAAAGGGGGGCAGGACCCCUGGCUCCCAUCUCCCCCGCGGGUGGGGGGGCUGCUGCAGCCGACCCCCGCCCGAGGCUCCCUGCUCCUGGUGCCCCCAGCACCUCGACCCCUCAAUUCCCCAGCCCUCGUGUUCCCGUGCCUGGCCCAGGCGCUGCGGUGGGUAGCACAGGGCCGGGACCCCCACCUGGCGGCCCCCGUGGCCUCGGGGGCUCACCCGCACCCCGCAGCCAGCAGCGGGGCCGUGCUGCUGCGGGAGGCGGCCGCUGUCCAUGUCCUGGUCACCGGCAGCCUGCACUUGGUGGGCGGCGCCCUCCGGCUGCUGGUCCCCGCCCUGUCCCAGUAACGGGGGUCAGGG
Messenger RNA from Ficedula albicollis (Collared flycatcher), 1761 nucleotides. It is a transcript of the gene FPGS, whose product is annotated as folylpolyglutamate synthase. NCBI's taxonomy places the organism in Eukaryota, Metazoa, Chordata, Aves, Passeriformes, Muscicapidae. Gene Ontology annotation, molecular function: ATP binding; tetrahydrofolylpolyglutamate synthase activity. Gene Ontology annotation, biological process: tetrahydrofolylpolyglutamate biosynthetic process. Gene Ontology annotation, cellular component: cytoplasm; cytosol; mitochondrion. The transcript is spliced from 15 exons. The record is from RefSeq and is a predicted model, not a curated record. Bases 34 to 1749 code for a protein of 571 amino acids.